Messenger RNA from Pseudo-nitzschia multistriata, 1619 nucleotides. The record is from the annotation of a GenBank genome assembly. Lineage: Eukaryota; Bacillariophyta; Bacillariophyceae; Bacillariales; Bacillariaceae.
CACAUCGUACGGUACCAGAAUUGUGAAUUGUGCAAUUGAGUAAUUGGUCGUAGUAAGCCAGCUCUAGCGUUGCUACACCAUCAAAUAUCGAAAUCUCUAGAGAAUCACUGGAGAAUCACUGCGCGGAUACUCAUCGCAAAAAGCAACGACUGCCAUGGUGAUUUGGAGAACGAGCUGCGCGUGUCUCGCUGUGGCAUCCUUGGCCGUGGCUGCUGUGAACGCUUUUGUAGCGGAACGUGCCUCUACCGGCGUUCCAUCUCGAUUGCUUUCGCAGGCAUCGGAUGAUGCUGAUGGCCCUGGACUAUCGAGACGGCAAGUUGGAGAACUAACGGUUGCUGCUUUGGGUCUAGGAGUUUCGUUCGUCGGUACCAGAGAGAACAAGCCUACCGAUUACGGGUUGUGGGGUGUCCUUCCCGUGGGAACCUACAAGACAAAGAAGACGCUUAUCAAGGAAAUCGUUCCGGAUACUAUAUGGACAUUGGAUCAAAAGUUUGGUAUUCUAAAUGUUCAAGUUCCAAUUCGAUCGACUGUUGUCAAGCUCAAAGGCGGUGGAUUGUUUCUCUACAACCCGGUGGCUGCAACCCCAGAAUGCGUCAACAUGCUCAAAGAACUGAUUAAAGCUCAUGGCCCAUUAAAACACAUCGUCGUUGGAUCUGUUGCGUUGGAGCACAAGGCGUACGCGGGUGUACUGGCGCAAAAGUUUCCCACGGCUGAUGUAUGGCUUGCCCCGGGACAAUAUUCAUUCCCGGUCAAUCUUCCAAAUCCCUUUUUGGGGUAUCCUUUGUCACGAACCAAGACCAUUCCGCAACGCACCGAGGAUGCCCCGGAAGAAUGGAGAGAGACAUUUGAUUUUUUGACUCUUGGCCCCUUCAAGAGUAGAGAUGGAGCAUUUUCCGAGACAGUGUUCCGUCAUAGGGAAUCAAAAACUCUCAUUGUUACGGACACCGUGUUGGAAGUGACGGACGAAGUUCCAGAGAUUCUUACUAUUGACCCGGCGCCUUUGCUGUAUCAUGCGCGAGAUACUGUUACCCAGGUUGUCGAGAACAAUGAAGCCACACGAAGGCUUGGUUGGCGUCGUGUCGCGCUGUUUGGUCUUUUCUUCACCCCCAGUGCUAUCGAUAUCAAGGACGCCGACGUGGCUUACCAAGAACGCAGAGCCGAUAUCAACCCCGAUUUCUUGGGAAUCUAUCCGUGGGACUGGGUCAGAGAUGAUACAUUGAGCUUUGAUGCUCUCAAGGGAGGACUCCUGUGCGCACCAAUCUUGCAAGCUCUCAUUCUCAAUCGAACGCCCAUUCAGGUCCUCGACUUUGCCGAUGAAGUUUCCAAGUGGGACAUCGAUAGAAUCAUCCCGGCGCAUUUCAAGAACGAUCUGAAAUACGGUGGGGCAGACUAUCGAAAAGCGUUCUCGUUCUUAGAARCCAGUGGUGUGCCCAAAGGCUUGCCAAAACCGCUGGAUGCUGACAUGCAAUUUCUGAAGGAAAGCGAAGCGGGCUUGAUCGAUUCAGGAGCGAUCGUCCCAUGCCCGCCGUUGCCCGGAGGGAAGUUUACGAGAGACGAAAUCCUUGCGCAAACCGUUCUCAAGUCUUUGGUGCUAUAAUUGUGCUAAUGGUUUUUUAAAA